This is a messenger RNA of Aspergillus puulaauensis, 906 nucleotides long. RefSeq lists its product as uncharacterized. The transcript has a single exon. Lineage: Eukaryota; Fungi; Ascomycota; Eurotiomycetes; Eurotiales; Aspergillaceae. The record is from RefSeq and is a predicted model, not a curated record. Bases 1 to 906 code for a protein of 301 amino acids.
AUGACCUCCUCAUCCGCACUCACCGAAUCCGAACUCGCCCAAGCCAUCCGCCACGCCGAAGACGUAAAACGCCUCCUCCCCGCCAUCCUCACCCCAGAAACCAUCCCCAACAUCGGGUGGAUGCUCGAAGAAAGCGUCCUACGCGGCUACACAGAAACAUAUCACAUCCUGGCCCCCGAAGUCUUCAGCCGGGCGUCCCAAUUCCACGACCCCAUCCGCCACGCCGCCGCCUCCGCCAUAAUCCAAGACCGGCACGAUCUCAUCGACGACCUGUUCGCUCGGAUCUCGGCCCUGCCCAACCCCGGCCAUUAUGAGGACUGGCUGUACACUGUUGACGAUCAUGGCAUGAUUGCCGAUACUGAGGUUAGACGGUGCGAUAUUAUCGGCUCGGCGCUCUGUGCGGCGGUUCAUCAUGGGUGUUUAUUCGCUGUUCGCAGGGUUCUGGGUAUAGAUGAGCUGCCGAUUUAUAUGGUUGGGACGGCGCUGGAGGCUGCGACGAAACUGCACGAUGCGGAUAUGGCGGCUGUCCUUGUUCGGGAGCUGAUGCGUGAGAAGGGACAGGUGACGCGGUUUGUAAUGCAGCGGUCUGGAUUCGAGACGUUUGAUAUGCGGGUUGGGCUUGAGCUGCGGCUUCAGCGCGCGACGCAUAUAUUGGACUGUUUGAAGAUUUCGGAGGAGGAGAUGUUUGUGGAUGUUUUGGCGGUGCUGCUGCCGCAUUAUCUGGAGUGUGUGGCGGGGCAUCCGACUUGUGACUUGUUGCAGCAGUCGGGGUUUGUUUAUAUGUUUACUCCUGAGAUUUAUAGGCAUAUUUCGAGGGCUUUGUGUAAGAAGUGGCUGAAUCGGGAUAUUCCGGUGAGGUUUCGGAGUUUCUUGUAUACACUGUUAGAGGAUGAGUCUAGGGUGUAG